ACCUGAACGAAAUGGAAGAGAUGGGCAGUAAAUAUCACAACGGGGGGGGGGGGGGGGGGGGGGGGGGGGGGGAAGCGCAUUUCUGUAUCUCCCAGUAUUUCUCAGUAUUUUCAAGUAUUUCCAGAGGAUGUAGAUGUGAGUGUGUUGAAGAGGAGACUCACAUCCACACUCAUACCUAGUGACAGCAACUACUCAUACAUACACCCACACCCUAUAUAAACUACCACACAUGUAUUUCGAACGUUAUUUAAUAAUUCUAAAAAGUAGAACUAGGUAGUUUUAAAUUGUUAGAUUUCGUCGAAUCCGACAAUCGGAUAUUGUCGGAUAGCUCAAGAACCUAAUAGUAUUCGCCUGGGUAAGCUCAAUCAGGGUAAACAUGAGAAGAUAUGAGUUCUUUCAUCCUAUGCUAUUCCGGAUCAUUUUCUUCUGAACAUUUAGAAAUAGUUCUUAUUUUAUAAUGAUGAAAAAUAAUCGAGAAUUUCAAAAAAAAAUUGUAUCAUUUCUUAUUAGCAGAGAUUUUAAUGAAUAUUUUAAUUUUUAAAAAUAUCACCACUCAAUCAAUGAACUCAAGAAAAUAUGAACAGAACUUAAAUAUUGUGUUUGAGCGCCAUCUAUGUAUACUUAUGGACAGAAAAUUUCGAAAAAAUGUUCAGUCUAAAAAUGUUUCCUAGUAUUCUUUCGUUUUAUUUUCUUAAAUAUUAUUGAUAAAUCAUCGAUCUUGUUCCAUCAUCAUCACAUUUUUUAAUUGGUUAUUAACAAACCUCUGAUCAUGUCACCAUUUAUGACUUUAUUUGCAUUCAUUCAUCAUUUUUCUGUUUUUUGCAAAUCUUUCAUAGUUCUAUACAUGUUCUUUAAUUCUGAUCAAAAUAUAUUGCUCGAGAUAUGUACAUAACUUGCUCAUGAUUGUUCAUUUAAUGUAUUGAAGAAUCGUCUCAUUCCGACAACAAAUACUCAUGAUAAUACAAGCAACGAUAUAGAAAAUAAUAUUUCACUGUUGUAUGAGAUAAGUAUUAUCCAAAUUUUAAGUAUAUUAUUACUCUAAAGUAAAGAACAAUAUUAUGUACAAAAAAAAUUAUACGUAAUGCCAGAUAUAUAUGGUAGUAGGACAGAUAUAGAAUCAAGAUACACAGUGCAAUGUAUGAAAUAGUUGAUGAUGAUGAUUCUAUAUACAAUAUGAAAUUGAAUAAAUAAUCAGAAACAACAACAUGAAGCUAAAUACAAAGAAUUCAAUCAAAUUACAGACAAAGUCACCCAAAAAAAAAUAAUAUACAAUUGA
This is a messenger RNA of Rotaria sordida, 1276 nucleotides long. The record is from the annotation of a GenBank genome assembly. Lineage: Eukaryota; Metazoa; Rotifera; Eurotatoria; Philodinida; Philodinidae.